AUGGCGACUCCCUCUGCUGCCUUUGAGGCCCUUAUGAAUGGAGUGACCAGCUGGGAUGUCCCCGAAGAUGCCAUCCCAUGUGAACUGCUUCUCAUUGGAGAGGCCUCCUUUCCGGUCAUGGUGAAUGACAUGGGCCAGGUCCUCAUUGCUGCCUCCUCCUAUGGCCGAGGCCGCCUGGUGGUGGUGUCCCACGAGGACUACUUGGUAGAAGCCCAGCUCACUCCCUUUCUCCUCAAUGCAGUGGGUUGGCUUUGUUCUUCCCCUGGGGCUCCCAUUGGCAUACACCCGUCCCUGGCACCCCUGGCCAAAAUCCUUGAGGGUUCUGGGGUAGAGGCGAAGAUUGAGCCCGAAGUGAAAGACUCCCUGGGGGUUUACUGCAUUGAUGCCUACAAUGAAACCAUGACAGAAAAGUUGGUCAAGUUUAUGAAACGUGGAGGGGGCUUGCUCAUUGGAGGCCAGGCCUGGGACUGGGCCAACCAGGGCGAUGACGAAAGGGUGCUUUUCACGUUCCCUGGCAACCUCGUGACCAGUGUGGCCGGCGUGUACUUCACUGACAACAAAGGGGACACAAGUUUCUUUAAAGUCUCCAAGAAGAUGCCCAAGAUCCCAGUCUUAGUUAGCUGUGAGGAUGACCUCUCCGAGGACAGAGACGAGCUCCUGCACGGGAUUUCAGAGCUGGACAUCAGCAACUCAGACUGCUUCCCAUCCCAGCUGCUGGUGCACGGGGCUCUGGCCUUUCCCCUGGGGUUAGACUCCUACCAUGGCUGUGUCAUAGCGGCUGCCCGCUACGGCCGGGGCCGGGUGGUCGUGACCGGCCACAAGGUAUUAUUCACCGUUGGCAAACUGGGCCCCUUUCUGCUCAAUGCUGUGCGCUGGCUGGACGGGGGCCGCAGAGGCAAGAUCGUGGUGCAGACAGAACUGAGGACACUGAGCGGCCUGCUCGCAGUGGGGGGCAUAGACACCAGCAUCGAGCCCCAUCUGACCAGCGACGCGAGUGUCUAUUGCUUUGAACCCGUGAGCGAUGUGGGGGUCAAAGAGCUGCAGGAGUUCGUAGCAGAGGGCGGGGGACUGUUCGUUGGAGCCCAAGCCUGGUGGUGGGCCUUCAAGAACCCUGGAGUGUCCCCUCUGGCUCGGUUCCCAGGAAACCUCCUCCUCAACCCCUUUGGCAUCAGCAUCACAAGCCAGAGCCUCAAUCCGGGGCCCUUCCGUACUCCUAAAGCAGGGAUCAGGACCUAUCACUUCCGCUCCACUCUGGCUGAGUUCCAGGUCAUAAUGGGCCGGAAGAGAGGGAAUGUGGAAAAGGGCUGGCUGGCAAAGCUGGGGCCGGACGGGGCUGCUUUCCUCCAGAUCCCCGCAGAGGAGAUCCCUGCUUAUAUGUCUGUGCACCGGCUCCUGAGGAAACUGCUGAGUCGCUAUCGGCUCCCGGUAGCAACGCGAGAGAACCCUGUUAUCAAUGAUUGCUGCAGGGGUGCUAUGCUCUCCCUGGCCACUGGUCUGGCCCACUCGGGAAGCGACCUCUCUCUGUUAGUGCCAGAAAUCGAAGACAUGUACAGCAGCCCCUAUCUGCGCCCCUCGGAAUCUCCUAUCACCGUUGACGUCAACUGCAACAAUCCAGGCACCAGAUAUUGCUGGAUGAGCACCGGACUCUACAUUCCUGGAAGGCAGAUCAUAGAGGUCUCGCUGCCUGAAGCUGCUGCCUCUGCUGAUCUGAAGAUACAGAUUGGCUGCCACACGGAUGACCUGACCAGAGCCAGCAAGCUGUUCCGAGGCCCGCUCGUGAUCAACCGGUGCUGCUUGGACAAGCCCACAAAGUCCAUCACCUGCCUCUGGGGCGGCCUCCUCUACAUCAUCGUGCCUCAGAGCAGCAAACUGGGCUCCGUGCCCAUCACUGUGAAGGGGGCUGUGCAUGCCCCGUACUACAAGCUAGGGGAGACCUCGCAGGAGGAGUGGAAGAGGCGUAUCCAGGAGAAUCCAGGUCCCUGGGGAGAGCUGGCUACGGACAACAUCAUCCUGACUGUGCCAACUGCCAAUCUCCGUACCCUGGAGAACCCUGAGCCAUUGCUUCGCCUCUGGGAUGAGGUGAUGCAGGCUGUGGCGCGGCUGGGGGCCGAGCCCUUCCCUUUGCGUCUGCCCCAGAGGAUCGUCGCCGACGUGCAGAUCUCAGUUGGCUGGAUGCACGCAGGGUACCCCAUCAUGUGCCAUCUGGAGUCUGUGCAGGAGCUCAUCAAUGAGAAGCUCAUCAGAACCAAGGGGCUGUGGGGCCCCGUCCACGAGCUCGGCCGUAACCAGCAACGGCAGGAGUGGGAGUUCCCCCCGCACACCACGGAGGCCACCUGCAACCUGUGGUGUGUUUAUGUGCACGAGACGGUCCUGGGCAUCCCUCGAGGCCGCGCCAAUAUUGCUCUGUGGCCUCCGGUUCGGGAGAAGAGGGUCCGAAUCUACCUGGGCAAAGGUCCCAAUGUGAAAAACUGGAAUGCGUGGACCGCCCUGGAAACAUAUCUCCAGCUACAGGAGGCCUUUGGGUGGGAGCCGUUCAUCCGUCUCUUCACUGAGUACAGGAACCAGACCAACUUGCCCACAGACAAUGUUGACAAAAUGAAUCUGUGGGUGAAGAUGUUCUCCCACCAAGUGCAGAAGAAUCUGGCUCCGUUCUUUGAGGCCUGGGCCUGGCCUAUCCAGAAGGAAGUGGCUACCAGCCUGGCCUAUCUGCCUGAAUGGAAGGAAAAUAUUAUGAAAUUAUACCUCCUCACACAGAUGUAA
Molecule: messenger RNA, 2760 nt
Organism: Puma concolor (puma)
Lineage: Eukaryota; Metazoa; Chordata; Mammalia; Carnivora; Felidae
Source: RefSeq, a predicted model, not a curated record